Molecule: messenger RNA, 2531 nt
Organism: Triticum dicoccoides
Lineage: Eukaryota; Viridiplantae; Streptophyta; Magnoliopsida; Poales; Poaceae
Product: serine/arginine repetitive matrix protein 1-like
Exons: 3
Coding region: 240-2333 (697 amino acids)
Biological process (GO): regulation of monopolar cell growth
Source: RefSeq, a predicted model, not a curated record
GGGCGGUGUCACGGCACGCACGCGCACGCGGCCCGCACAUGCGCGCGCGCGGGGCUGCCACAUGAUUUUCGUCCGUUCCCAGUCAAAGGCGCAGGCGCGGGCCGCUUUAAGACGCGCCCACCAAAACCGGCGAGCGAGGCAGGCACCCGGAGCGCCGCCGCAGUCCCACUCGCCCACCCAACCACCAACAGACGCGCCUCCUCAGACCCGGCCGGAGAGGCGAAGCGAGACGGACGGAGAUGGUUGCCAUGGGCGCGGACGAGGAGGAGCGGCCCGUGCACCAGGGCUGCAUGGCCGGCUUCCUCCACCUCUUCGACCGCCCGCACGUCUUCUCCGGCAAGCGCCGCCUCUGCCACCACCCCCGCCGCCUCCUCUCCUCCUCCUCAAGUGGGUCCGCGACGCCGUCGGAGAUGUCGAUGCCGCUGGAGAGGGCGACGCCGCUCCCGUCGUCGCCCGAGAUGACGCCGCCCGCGGCGCCGAGGCCGUCGCUCCAGCUCCCGCCGCUGGACCUCAAGGACAGGGGUGGCGCCGCCGCGUCCUGGAGGCUGCCGCGCCUCUCGCUGGACAGCCGCGCGGUGGUCGACGCCAGGGGGAAGCUCCGGCAGCGGGACAACAUCAGAACGGCGGCGCCACCGUCACCUGGCGUGGCGGGCUCGCCCAGCGUCGUCGCGCGGCUCAUGGGGCUCGACGCGCUGCCGCACGGCGCCGCGGACGAGGAGGACGGCCAGCACAUCGCCCGAGGCGGCGAGCUCAGGCGGUCGGCGUCCGAGCGGGUGCCGCGCGACCCGGCCCGCUUCCGGUUCGUCGACCCGUCUUUCUUCGAGAAGCCGGCGCUGCUUCCGCAAAGGCCGUCGUCCCCGACGGCAGAGGCGGCGCUGGCACAGCGGCAGUCGCCGGAUCCGGCCUUCCACAGAGCGGCAGCGCUGCAGAGGCGUAGCAGCCACUUCGACGCGCGGGAGGUGUUCCCUGAGCCGGCGAAGCGCGUCGACCCGAGCGCCGGGCGCGGCGAGAUCGCGCUCUGCGGCGAGAUCGACCGGCGCCUCCGCAAGCGUGGCAUCGCCGAGCCCGCCAGGGAUCUCGAGACGCUCAAGCAAAUCCUGGAAGCCCUCCAGCUCAAAGGCCUCCUCCGCCACAGCACUCCACCGCCGCCAUUGUCCGUGCGCAACCAUCCGCCUCCCAUCGUCGUCAUGCGCCCGUCCUCUCGGCCGCCGCAGCCUCCAACCUCUCCCACGAGGCGGUUACGCGUGCAAGUCGACAAUGCCCGCCGCCCGCGUUCUCCUGACCGAGCGGCGUCUCCGGCACGGAGCCCGGCCUCCCCGGCGCGACGCGGCCCGCAGUCCCCUCAGCGCCGCGUGUCUCCGGAGAAGCGCCACCAGCCCCUCAAAAAGCCGAACAACGCUGAUCUCCCAAGCAUCCGCCCCCGCAUUGCCCGCCACGCUGCUCACAAUCUAUCUCCCGACGACGACGCGUCGACCAUCUUCUCGGACGGCGGCAGCAGUAGCUCCGUCAGUGCCAGUGCCAGUGCCUCCUCCCGUUGGGACCUCGAGCAGCGGCAGCGGGCACGUCUGGUGGACGACCCGAGAACGGACCGCGGCCUGCUGGAGCGCUGUGACAAGCUGCUGAGCAGCAUCGAGGCGUUCACCGGCGCCGGCGACGCGGCCGCCGACCAGCAGCCGAGCCCGGUGUCGGUGCUCGACGCGGCGACCUUCCUCGCCGACGAGGACUCGCCGUCGUCGUCGGGGUCGAAGCGGGGGAUGGGCCGGAGAGCCCCCGGCCCCCGGCCGGUCGCCUCUCUGUCCUUUCCCGAGGACGACGACGAGGUGGUCCCGGAAGCGUGGCUGGUUGGACCGGAGGCCAGUGACCCCGACUUCGCCUACGUGGCAGAAGUGGUCUGUUUGUCGGACCGGAUGAGGAGCCCGGAUGACGUGUACCGCACAGUGGAGAAGAGGCGCCGGCGUGGCGAGGACACGUGGCAGCACCGCAGGCUGCUCUGCGGCGCGGCGGCGGAGGCGCUGGACCGGUGGCGGUGCGCGCACCCGUCGGAGCCCGUCGCGUGGCUCCGCGGCGAGGAGCUCCUGCGCUACGUCUGGGCGGAGGUCCAGCGCGCCAUGGAGCCAGCCGGACCGGCGGCCGGCGACGAUCUGAACGACCAGACUAGCGGAGCCAUCCUGCGCGACCUGGCGGCAGACCGGCGGUGGUCGCCGAGCGCCGAGGCGGCGGACACCGUGCUGCAGAUCGAGCGGCUGCUGUUCAAGGACCUGGUGGCCGACGCCAUCUGCGAGCUGGCCGAGGCCGACCGCCUCCGCCUCCCGCGCCGGAAGCUGGUCUUCUGAUCAAUCUUCCCACACUCCCAUGUCUAAUCCAAAUCUAAACCACGAUCAGAGCAGAGCAUUAGAAUAUUAUUAACAGGAAAAUAAUGUGAUCUUUUAGUCUUCUUCCUCUUGUACUCCUCCUUUUUGUAUACAAUUAUUACUGUUACUGUUCUUAAGAGUCCCAAUGAAUGAAUGAAUGAAUGAGCGAAUGAAUGAAAA